Messenger RNA from Letharia lupina, 621 nucleotides. RefSeq lists its product as uncharacterized. Lineage: Eukaryota; Fungi; Ascomycota; Lecanoromycetes; Lecanorales; Parmeliaceae. The record is from RefSeq and is a predicted model, not a curated record. Bases 1 to 621 code for a protein of 206 amino acids. The transcript has 2 exons.
AUGGCAUCAGCUUCAAGCAUCCAACUUCCCCCAGGGGUCUCCCCAAACCAUCUAUUCGGCCCUCUCAAAGAACUCAUUGACGAACUCCGUACCUUCACCCAUGACACCACCGAGAACGGUCAAUCCGACGACCUAGGCGUUCGCACCAUCACAGCCGGGAGUAACUCUGACGCCUUAGUCCCCCUCUUCUUCCGCUGCACCUGGCCCGCGGGAGCCAGAUCCCGCCACAAACUCAUCUGGAUGAAACCCUCCGUGCCCAACGCAGCCCUCGGAGCCGCCGUCAAUGACGCCUUUCGGGUCAUCGAAGCCGGCGGCGUCGUCGAGAAGACGGUCGCUAUCUGGGGGGUCAACAAUCCCUUCGCCGAUUCUGCGGCACGCGGGAUCACCGUCCGCGAGAGGGUGAGACGUGCGGUGGGCCUGGACGAUCCUCCCACGCAGCAGCAGAUCAUCAAGAUGAUGGAGGGGACGAUGAACGGGAUCAUGCAGGUGGUGGUGGAGCCUGAGCGGGAUGCAAGGAAGUGCGUCAGGCUUGGUUGGCAGGAGAUUAACCGUAUCAUUCGCCAGGCGGAGGCGGAGGGAGAGCAGCGCGCGCGGAGUAGUCUGAACAACUCCUCGGGGUAG